This is a messenger RNA of Acanthisitta chloris (rifleman), 2190 nucleotides long. RefSeq names its product membrane primary amine oxidase-like. The coding region runs from base 1 to 2190 and encodes 729 amino acids. Gene Ontology annotation, biological process: amine metabolic process. The record is from RefSeq and is a predicted model, not a curated record. Gene Ontology annotation, molecular function: copper ion binding; quinone binding; primary methylamine oxidase activity. NCBI's taxonomy places the organism in Eukaryota, Metazoa, Chordata, Aves, Passeriformes, Acanthisittidae. Gene Ontology annotation, cellular component: plasma membrane. The transcript is spliced from 5 exons.
AUGAAUGCAAAAACUGUGCUCAUCCUCCUCGGUCUGGCCCUGGCCACGAUAUUCACCUUGGUCUGCGUAUUGCUGACCAAGGGAAGGGCCCCCAGCACCUGCCAGCACGUACCCCUGAAGCAGGAGGGCACUGAGGAUGGCCAGAGCCUGGUCUUUGCCGACCUGACCCCCCAGGAGCUGGAGCAAGUGGUGCAGUACCUGCAGGGAAACCUCGGGGUGCAGCUGGUUGACGCCUCACGCGCCAAACCGUCAGACAACUGCAUCGCGUCCGUGGAUCUACAGGUGCCCCCCAAGGCAGAGGUGCUGCGUUUCCUGGACGGUGGGGGGGCUCGGCCCCCACGAGAGGCGCUGGCUGUGCUGUACUUCGGGAACCAACCGGACCCCAACGUCACCGAGUACGUGGUGGGUCCUCUGCCAGCACCGGCGUACCACCGGGACGUCACGGUGCACAAGUACGGGGGGAAGGUGCCCUACCACCGCAGACCUGUUACUGGCAAGGAGUACAUGGAUAUCAAUGUCCUGGUCCAGCGGGAGCUGAGAAAGGCGCCACGCUUCCUCGCCGCAUGCUGUGAGUCCGAUGGGACCAACCUGGUCAUCCUCACCACAGCCCCACGGGGCUUCAAGUCUGGUGAUCGCAUGACCUGGUUUGUCCUUUUCCACAAUGUGGCUGGCACUGGUUACUACCUCACGGGGCAGCUGGAGCGGGAGUUUGCAGCUGACAUGCUGGAGGUCAUCAGGCUUAAGCAGCCUCAGGCUGACACAGUGCUGGGCUCAAUGAGGCCCCAGCAACCCCCCGGCUCCCCAGGCCCGCUGCACUUUGAGCCCCAGGGUCCCCGCUACAGUGUCAGGGGCAACCACAUCACUUUCCAGGGCUGGAGCAUCGCCUUCGGCAUGAACCCCAACUCCGGCCCUCGCCUCUUUGACAUCAGGUACCGUGGGGAGAGGAUUGUCUAUGAGCUGAGUCUCCAGGAAGCCUUAGCUCUGUACGGCUCCAACUGCCCUGGGGGCAUGUCCACGCGGUACAUGGAUGGGAGCUUUGGCAUUGGCAGGUUUGCCUACGAGCUGGUCCGGGGCCUCGACUGCCCCUACACAGCCACCUACGUGGACCAGCACUACCUGGCAGAGUCAGAGACUCCCAAAACCAACCAAAACUCACUCUGCAUUUUUGAGCAUGAUGCUGCUCUCCCUCUGCGACGCCACUUCUCUGACUCACAGUCCUUGUACUAUGGUGGGCUGCGGAAAAACACGCUGGUAAUCCGAACCAUCUCCACGCUCAUUAACUAUGACUACAUCUGGGACUUCAUGUUUCACAGCAAUGGGGCCGUGGAGGUCCGGGUGCAUGCCACUGGCUACAUCAGCUCCUCCUUCCUCCAUGGCCAAGGCACUGACUAUGGCAACAGGGUUGGGCCCCACACGCUGGGGACGAUGCACCUCCACCACAUGCACUACAAGGUGGACCUGGAUGUUGACGGGCAGCUGAAUUCCCUGGAGACCCAGGACAUGGAGUAUGAGCUUGUCAAAACCCCUUGGAGUAUGCAGAACACCAUUGAGCGGCCCUACCUCCGCAGGGAAAGGCUGGAGAGGGAGGACGAGGCAGCAUUCCCACUCAAUGGCCCCAUGCCCCGCUACCUCUCCUUCAUCAGCCCAAAUCCCAACAAGUGGGGGCACCCACGCAGCUACCGAAUCCAGAUCGUCAGCUUUGCCGGGGAGCACCUGCCCAUCAGCAGCCGCAUGGAGCGAUCAGUCAGCUGGGGCAGGUACCGGCUGGCUGUCACCCGGCGGAAGGAGGAGGAGCCCAGCAGCACCAGCAUCUACAACCAGAACGACCCCUGGACGCCCACAGUUGCCUUUGCUGACUUCAUCAACAAUGAGACCAUCUCUGAGGAGGACCUGGUUGCCUGGAUCUCCGUGGGGUUCCUGCAUGUCCCCCAUGCCGAAGACAUCCCCAACACGGUGACUGUGGGGAAUAGUGUUGGCUUUUUCCUGAGGCCCUACAACUACUUCAAUGAGGACCCCUCAGUGGAUUCACCCGACGGUGUCUACUUCAGCAGUGAGCAGGAUCCUGGGGCAUGUGAUGCCAACCCCCUGGCCUGCCUGUCCCCCACGGCUGCCUGUGCCCCUCACCUGCCCCCCUUCCACUUUGGGGGCUUCCUCAACCUCAGCCUGGCACUGCCACCUGGUGGGCUCUAA